Messenger RNA from Octopus sinensis (East Asian common octopus), 3505 nucleotides. Its product is annotated as zinc finger protein 208-like. The record is from RefSeq and is a predicted model, not a curated record. Gene Ontology annotation, biological process: regulation of transcription by RNA polymerase II. NCBI's taxonomy places the organism in Eukaryota, Metazoa, Mollusca, Cephalopoda, Octopoda, Octopodidae. Bases 696 to 3425 code for a protein of 909 amino acids. The transcript has 13 exons. Gene Ontology annotation, molecular function: DNA-binding transcription factor activity, RNA polymerase II-specific; RNA polymerase II cis-regulatory region sequence-specific DNA binding.
CUUCCUACUUCAUGUUGGAAUCCAAUUAAAUGUGCUGUCAAUUUCUUUUAAUCAGCUAAUAUAAUAAUACUUAUAACGCAUUUUUCAACCACCAGAUAAAAUCUUUAUUAUAAUCAUAGGAUCUUACAUAGAUUUGGACAUAACAAGACAAACAAAUACGAAGAACCUUUCUCUUUCAACCACCAGAUAUACACAUAUAAAACAUCCUCUAUGAAAAAUUCCCAACAUCAAAUAACUCUGACGUAACGAAUGACACAUCCUCAAUAUCUACCAUGUUUUAAAAUCUAAAGGCACUAUUAUACGAAACAGAUGUAUCAGAUUGUUUCUAUGAAUCUCUGGUAGGAUUCCUGUGAAAUAUUUGCUCUGAAUUAAUAUUAUUAGACAAAUUUGUGAACAUCACCGACUGGAGUGUCAAGAAGAGGAGCCUGUGUACUAAUUAAAGUUGGAUUUAAUUAAUGAAAGUGUUGCUAAAGAAGAGUAGCAACUGGACAGAAAUACAGCAGAAGAAGUGUUUGUAAGAAAUAAAGUACAAGAAGAAAGGAAGGAAAAUGUAUAAACUUGGAUUUGAGAGGAAAAGUAAUGGAAAAGAGUGAGAAAAUUAUAGAAUUGAUUUCCUCUCAACACAUGGUAAAACACAUAGGAUCAUAUGACUGACAUCUGUACAAAGUUCUUCUUAUAAAGAAUAUAACCUAAUUAUGCACAAAUGUACUCAGACAGGAGAGAAAUCAUAUCAGUGUGAUAUAUGUGGUAAAUCAUUCUCUAACAGUGGUCAUGUAACUGUGCACAAACGUGUUCAUACAGGAGAGAAACCAUAUCAAUGUGAUAUCUGUGGUAAAUCAUUCUCUAACAGUGGUUAUGUUACUGCUCACAAACGUACUCAUACAGGAGAGAAACCAUAUUAUUGUGAUAUUUGUGGUUGCUCUUUUUCUGGACAUACUGCCUUAACAAAACACAGUCGUCUUCAUACAGGAGAGAAACCAUAUCAUUGUGAUAUCUGUGGUAAAUCAUUCUCUCAAAGUAUUCACUUAUCUACACACAUACGUACUCACACAGGAGAGAAACCAUUUCACUGUGAUAUCUGUGGUACAUCAUUCUCUGACAGUAGUACAUUAACUACGCACAGACGUAUUCAUACAGGUGAGAAACCAUAUCACUGUGAUAUCUGUGGUAAAUCAUUCUCUUAUAAUUGUGUCUUAACUGCACAUGAACGUAUUCACACAGGAGAGAAACCAUAUCAGUGUGAUAUCUGUGGUAAAUCAUUCUCUCAAAGAAUUCACUUAUCUACACACAUACGUAUUCAUACAGGAGAGAAACCAUAUCAGUGUGAUGUCUGUGGUAAAUCAUUCUCUCAAAAUAGUACCUUAAUGGAACACAAACGUAUUCACACAGGAGAGAAACCAUUUCACUGCGAUAUCUGUGAUAAAUCAUUCACAUAUAAUUGUGUCUUAAUUGCACAUAAACGUAUUCAUUCAGGAGAGAAACCAUAUCCUUGUGAUAUCUGCGGUAAAUCAUUCUCUGAAAGUAAUGCAUUAACUAGACACACACAUAUUCAUACAGAAGAGAAACUAUAUCAUUGUGAUAUCUGUGGUAAAUCAUUCUCUUGCCGUGGUUAUGUUACUGUGCACAAACGUUCUCAUACAGGAGAGAAACCAUAUCAAUGUGAUAUCUGUGGUAAGUCAUUCGCUUGCCGUAGUAAUGUUACUGCACACAAGCGUACUCAUACAGGAGAGAAACCAUAUCAUUGUGAUAUCUGUGGUAAAUCAUUCUCUGAAAGUAGUGCAUUAACUAGACACACACAUAUUCAUACAGGAGAGAAACCAUAUCAUUGUGAUAUCUGUGGCAAAUCAUUCACUCUAAAUGGCAACUUAACUGUACACAAAAAUAUUCAUACAGGGGAGAAACCAUAUCAUUGUGAUAUCUGUGGUAGAUCAUUCUCUCACGGUAGUCACUUAUCUAGACACAAACAUGUUCAUUCAGGAGUGAAACCAUAUCAUUGUGAUGUCUGUGGUAAAUCAUUCUCUCAAAAUUGUGAUUUAACAGAACACAAAUAUAUUCAUACAGGAGAGAAACCAUAUCAUUGUGAUAUCUGUGGUAAAUCAUUCUCUCAAAAUAGUAACUUAACAGAACACAAAUAUAUACAUACUGGAGAGAGACCAUAUCACUGCGAUAUCUGUGGUAAAUCAUUCUCUAACUGUAGUCACUUAUCUAGACACAAACGUAUUCAUACAGGAGAGAAACCAUAUCACUGUGAUAUCUGUGGUAAAUCAUUCUCUCACAGUAGUUACUUAUCUAGACACAAACGUAUUCACACUGGAGAGAAAUUAUAUCCAUGUGAUAUCUGUGGUAAAUCAUUCUCUCAGAGUGGUGAUGUUACUGCUCACAAACGUACUCAUACAGGAGAGAAACCAUAUAAUUGUGAUAUCUGUGGUAAAUCAUUUACUAACAUUAGUCAUGUAACUAUACACAGACGUACUCAUACAGGAGAGAAACCAUAUCAUUGUGAAAUCUGUGGUAAAUCAUUCUCUAAAAACUCUAAUUUAACUAUACACAAACGUAUUCACACAGGAGAGAAACCAUUUCACUGCGAUAUCUGUGGUAAAUCAUUCUCUUAUAAUUGUGUCUUAACUGCACAUAAACGUAUUCAUACAGGAGAGAAACCAUAUCAUUGUGAAAUCUGUGGUAAAUCAUUCUCUAAAAAUGAUUAUUUAACUAUACACAAACGUGUUCAUACAGGGGAGAAACCAUUUCACUGCAAUAUCUGUGGUAAAUCAUUCUCUGACAAUAGAAACUUAAUGAAUCACAAACUGAUUCAUACAGGAGAGAAACCAUAUCAUUGUGAUGUCUGUGGUAAAUCAUUCUCUAACAAUAGAAACUUAAUGAAACACAAACGUAUUCAUACAGGAGAGAAACCAUAUCACUGUGAUAUCUGUGGUAAAGCAUUUUCCGUGUUUUAUUACUUAUCUAGACACAAACGUAUUCACACUGGAGAGAAACCAUAUCAUUGUGAUAUCUGUGGUAAAUCAUUCUCUCAGAAUAGUAACUUAACUGUACACAAACGUAUUCAUACAGGAGAGAAACCAUAUCAUUGUGAAAUCUGUGGGAAAUCAUUCUCUGAAAGUAAUCAUUUAACUGGACACAAACAUGUUCAUAUAGGAGAGAAACCAUUUCACUGCAAUAUCUGUGGUAAAUCAUUCUCUGACAAUAGAAACUUAAUGAAUCACAAACUGAUUCAUACAGGAGGGAAACCAUAUCAUUUUGAUAUCUGUGGUAAAACAUUCUCUAUCAGUGGUUAUGUUAAUGUGCACAAACGUACUCAUACUGGAGAGAAACCAUAUAAUUGUGAUAUCUGUGGUAAAGCAUUUUCUCAAAAUUCUAUCUUAACAAGACACAGACAUAUUCAUACAGGGAAGACAGGAAAAGGGUAGUUCCUUGUUCGCUAUAUAUUUUUAAUAUUCUUGUGUUUCAUGUAAUGGAAAAUAUGAGUAAAAAUAUUUCAAAAAUUUUA